Molecule: messenger RNA, 2408 nt
Organism: Sturnus vulgaris (Common starling)
Lineage: Eukaryota; Metazoa; Chordata; Aves; Passeriformes; Sturnidae
Gene: IL13RA1
Product: interleukin 13 receptor subunit alpha 1
Biological process (GO): cytokine-mediated signaling pathway
Cellular component (GO): external side of plasma membrane; membrane
Molecular function (GO): protein binding; cytokine receptor activity
Source: RefSeq, a predicted model, not a curated record
CAGCUCCGCUGCCUAGCCCGAUCCUCCUCGCCAUGUGCUGGGCGGUGGCCGCGGGGACGGCGGCAGGAGCAAAAAUUCUUCCAUCUCCAUCCAACUUGACCUAUUCAUUUAUCCAUAUCUGUACUGUGAACUGGACAUGGAACCCACCAGAGAACGUCAGCAGUAGCUGCAACCUGAAGUAUUCCAGUGACAUUGUCGUUAAUGGGGUUCCUAAGGACAAAAAAGAAUGGAGUAAGAGCCACUUCCGUGUGACAGAUGCACACUUGAAUGAGGAAAUGCGCCUCAGAGUGAGAAGUGAAUGUACGAAUGACAGCACCAGUGAGCCCAGCCCCUGGGUGGAGACCUCCCUUCUGCCUAAAGGUAUUCCGGGUACUGCUGCUGUUGACUUGAGCUGUGUUUGGCACAAUUUGGAGUACAUGGCUUGUACCUGGCGUCCUGGGGAGAACACAAGCAGUGACACCAACUACACUUUGUCCUACUGGUAUGAUGGUUUGGAAAACCCUAAGAAGUGUAGCAACUCCUCUGUAGACCAAGGAAUCUUUGAAUGCAUUUUCAAUUUUACCUUCUCAAAAGUCACCAGUAAUUACCCUGCUAUAAGUAUUUUGAUCAGCGAUGAUUCUGAAGAAAUUAGGCCUGUGUGUGCAAGUAAAAAUCCUACCACCCUUGUAAAACCUGCCACACCAAGACUAUUAACAGUGUCAAAGACUAAUGAUGUAAUUGAUGUAAAAUGGAGUGAAUCAGAAACUUUUCCAAAAGGCUGUUUACACUAUGAAGUUAAAUGUUACAAAGGUGAUUUGGGCAUUGAUCUAAUAAUUGAAUCUGAAACGAAUUCUGUGUCAAUUCCUGGAGUUGAUCCUAAUAACAAAUACACCUUCAAAGUGAGAGCAAAACUAAAGCGUGUGUGUUACAACAGUGAUCUCCAUAGUGACUGGAGUGAAGAAAAGAGCAUUGGUGAGAAGAGGGACUCUACAACCUACUUUGUUCUAAUAAUUACCAUUCCAUUAAUCGUAGCAGUAUCUACAGUAAUCCUACUAGUUUAUCUAAAAAGGCUGAAGAUAUUAAUUCUUCCACCAAUUCCGGACCCUAGAGAAAUUCUGAAGCGCAUGUUUGGAGAGCAGAACGAGGAUUCCCAGAGCUCUGCAAAGGACGAUCCCUUGAAUGCUUUUGACAGGUUAAUUAUGGAAGAAGAAAUUCAUUCUUUAAUUUUAACAGAAACUUCAGAGAGCACUAAGUCUGAAAAAGAAAACAGGUAGACUCUACUUUAUCAAUGAAAGAGGAAGAAGCUGAUUCCUGCUCCCCUACCUCAGGUGACUGUAGAUACGAAGAGGCCUGUGAAGCAUUGGCCAGCUCUGACCCCACUGGCUUUCUCUGGUGCACAGAAGACACAUCCCUAACAGUGGCUGUUCUUCCAUCUCUGCCAGAAAUACUCAUCAGAGUUCAGUCAAGAUGAGCAUGUAUAUUCCAUGCCACUGCACUGUGGAUUCCCUGUCCUGGCUUCAGCCAGCUCUGCCCAGUUACUCAUCACUUCACUUGUGUUUGUGCCUCACACCAGACUGUUGGUUUUUUUUGUUUUGGUUUGUUUUUUUUUUUGAGCUAGCACUGUGACUUUUCUGAAGUAUUUGGCUCUAUUUGCAGUAGGUGGGAUGAGUCUGGUUUGCAGUAGGUGGAUCAUUAGUGCUACCACCUGCUGCCAGGUGGGAUGGCAGAGCAUGGACUGUUUGUGGAUAACCCUUUGUGUGUAUGCCUGGGCUGGGUACUCUAUGGAGGGCACUUAUGGACUGGAUUUCUUGUACUUCUGCCCAUCAGCUAGAGCCUGGUCAAAUCUCACCAAAGAGAGUAUUUUUUAAUUUGAAAAUGUGUAUGAAAAGCCUCUCUGCUCUCCAGCUGGUGUUCAGAAUAUUCAUAGAAAAGGCUUAGUUUUGUUACCCUGUCAAUUGCCUGUCCUCAGAUGCCUCGCCUUCAUGGACUUCUUGGGUUAAUUAUACUUCGUUUAAAAUGAGAAAUAGAAUAUUUUUUUAUUUGUUCUGUGCAGUAGCAGAUAACUGUAUUGAGUCUCACCAGACUGUGAUUCUACUUCGGCCAUAUUGGCCUAAAGGCACCUAAUUUUUAGUAGCUAAGUCGUCCUGAGUCUGUCCAGCAAAAAUACCACGAUGGAUGCAUGAGUCUAAGAAGCCGUGGUCAAACUGAUUAGCAAAUAUUAAACCACUGAACCCCUACUAAUUCAAAGGCGUCAAGACCCAUCCUUACUGCUAAACUGAUGGAUUUGGGGAAGAGGGGAGAACAAUCUUGGCCUCUUUUCUAAGGAAUAAGUUUUAUUCUUUCUAUAGUGAUGAGACUCUGAUUUGAACUUCCCGUCUAGGACUUAGCAGUAUAAAACAAGGUGCUGAUUUAACUUUUUAAAAAAGCUU